CGGAAGUAGGACGUUGAACGUACGACGGAGAGCAUGCACAUGGAAAUGUCUCCUACCGGCGUGCUGGAAUUACCUAAUGCGUGUAUAAAAUCCAGUUUGGAAUUCCUCCACAUUCGAUCCGGUUUCGAGGUAUGUGUCGGUGCGAACGAUGUGCACUGGAAAAUCGGUUUUGAAUGCAAUUUUUUAAAGGUUUUGGGCGCUUGUCUUAUAGUCCGCUUUUUAUUGCCGUGGCUGUCCGCGCCUGGUCGUGGUCAACAAAGAAGUAUAUCUAAAUAUGUAACAUCUAGCUGCUUUAUAUCUAUUAUUUACGUAACGGUUCGCUUUCAGCAGCUACCGAGAGCGACUUGUAUUUUUAACAACGCAGCUACAUUUAUCCAAAACUCAGUUGUCAGUACGAAAACAGUAACGUUAGAUUGGUCGCAAAUAAAACAUCGUUUUCCCUUAAAAGAUUCCUUCAUGCUAUUCCUUUAGCAUUGAGGUCAAGGUAUGUUUUACUUCUGAGUAACAGGUAGACAUUUCAGUUUUUCGUGUAUUCAGUUUUUAUGUAUACAGACAUCAUGGAUGUUUAAAUAUUAUUAUUAUUAUUAUUAUUAUUAUUAUUAUAUGAAGUUUACUUUAUAGGACGUUCAAGACCUCACCCCCAAGCAAUGGCGCAUUCCUAUGCUAAAUUGGUUUGGUCUUCUAUUUCACCAAUAUUUGCUUACUGAAACUGCACUGAGCCAAAACUGUACUCUUACUGACUUCCAAGCACUAGUAUGUUGAAGAAAUGCGAAUCCAGUUGAUGUCUCAGAAAUGAAUUAUUCUUUCUCACUGCAGCGCGUUCAGGCGGUGAGCCAGGCGUCACGGUUAUGUCAAGUUUAUGGCAGCAGGACUCAACAGAGAACGGAAACCUCAGUGGCAUGAGAAUGAACGGCGAAGGCACUGGUAUAGGGGCUCCGACCCCAGCUGUGGUGGGGUAUUUGGGAAAAUGUGAAGACAGAAAUGCCUCGCCAGGGAACUGUCCUUGGUGCAUGGCAAAAGGUCAGAAAAAUGCUCUCCGCUUUUAUUCUGUCAACCUGGAGGAGACCGUUAUGCUCUGUACAAAUCCAGUGUGCCUUUACCCAUUGGUUAGUAGAUCUCUGGAAGAUGUCCGUGCUAGCUUGUCUAAAGAUGGAUGUAAGAGGACCAUUUCUUCCCUGACCGAUGUGGAUGAAGCAUCCUCCCCUUCAAAACGAACAAGAGAGGAGAAACUGGGCAUUUUGUCUGCUGUGCCUGCGCCAUUUAGUGCUGACGUCAAUGACGGCACACUUCCAGAUGACACAGCCGAAACACAAAGGUUUACUGAUGAACAAUCAAUACUUGAAAACAGUGACUCUAUUAAUGGCAUUGAGGAACAUCGUGAAGAUCUACCUGCCGCUGCCAUCCAUGAGGACUUAGAUUUGUGUGGCAAGAAGGAUGAUUGUGUAUCUAGUACUCAAGGUGAGGUUGAGGAGAUUGUUGGAAUGGAUGUAGAUGUGGACUCAUCAGAGCUGGUUCCUGUGCAACCUCAUCUGUUCUGGAAAAAUGAGGAUAACUUGUGUUGGUUGGAUUCGUUGUUGGCGAUGCUCGUAAACUGCAGGACCAUCAGAGAGACUCCAUGUGAGAAUUUAAAGCUGACGGACAAGUUGACAUCAGUGCCUUCCUGCAGCUCUGCUGUCUGGAACCUUUGCUCAACAUAUGAUAAGACGUGCUCCUAUCUGAAAUCCAAGGAGAAACAGUGUGAAGAUGAGGUAAGCAGAGUCCCCGCUGAUGUCCUGUGCGAGGCAGAGCGGCAGCUGUCUGUGCUCCGUCUGUCACUCUUCAAACUCCUUCAGCCUACACUCAAGUGUGAAAUUGGUCAGAAGGAAACGCCGGUGUUUGCUCUCCCUCUCCUUCUGCGCACAGACAAGUGGGCUCAAGAGCUUUUCCAGCACACUGUCCGUUGGGAAUUUAAGUGCACUUCUUGUAGUUAUACUCUGAAUAACAGUGUUGAGAAGACUCUAACUACAUUCACUCAGAUUCUGAAUGACUGGCACCCACUGAAAGCCAUCCACCGCACUCAGUGCAGUAACUGCAACCGUAAAAACCAGAGGAGGAAAAUGGUGCUUGAAAAGCUGUCCUCUGUGUUUGCAGUGCACUUUGUGGAGGGCUUGCCCAGGAAAGACCUCUCUAAAUACUCUUUUGAGUUCCAGGGCGCACACUACCAUGUUAGCACUGUUAUCCAGUACAAUAAUCAUCUAAAGCACUUUGCCACUUGGAUCCGCCAGAGCAACGGGUCAUGGCUGGAACUCGAUGAUUUGAAAUACCCUUACAGCAUCAUCCACAAGAGGUUUUUAUUUCCUGCCAAUGAAAUUCACGUUGUUUUCUGGGAAUCAGACUCCACUAAAGAGGAAGCUUCAGAGGUUUGCUCGCCGACGGCUCCCUCAGCGCUCACGAAUCUGUCAAACUCUGUAGCCGAUGACACAUGCGUCACCGUGGAAGACUCAACUGCCACCGGGCCUCUGGAUGCAUCCAUUGGCAGCACCACAUUACUGGACACCUUUGAGGGUCUGUCACAUACAGACAUAGUGACCCUCACUCUGGUUGAUGAGAACAAAGCCACAGAGGCCCUUCAGACUCCCCAGAGCCCAGCCGUCGCACCGACCGCUCUCCCUAGUCUUCCUGUAACAUCCAGUUCAUCUUGUAUCUCCAAGUCCGUUUUUCAACCUUCAAAACCCCAAAGCUCUGAUCUGAAGGAAUGCUCUUCAGUUGUGGCUACACCAGCACAUGUACCGCUUGCAUCUGCAUUACUUCAACGCCAUCCUUGCUUCCAGUCGACACCAGUUAGACUUCCUCCGCCUGCUCCAAAAUCGAAACCCAUUCUGAAAUGUGAAAACGAAGCUCUGCCUGCAAAACCAGCUGACAUGUUCGGCGGCUUCUUAAACAAGAAACUGCCAAAUUCAAGUGGCGGGAAUCCAGCGGGAGCGCCUCAGCACAAACCGGUCACCCUUCCUGGUGGCAUAUGUGGUGCAUCUGUUAUGAAAAAUCCCGGCCAUUCGGCAGACCAGCAGCCCAUUAGCACUACAGAAGCCCUCAGGCUGAAGCUACUGAAAAAACUUAAGGCUAAGAAGAAGAAACUGGCCAAACUAAACCAGCUUUUGGGAAGUUCUGCACCAAAACCGGACAGCACUGCGCUCUCUUCGCCCUACUCGGUCACCUCGAGUACGUCAGCGUACGACAGCCCGGCAUAUGACCAGUUCUUCGCUGAGCUUUUGUCUCCUGCGAAUACCGUCAGUAACCUCUCACCUGAUAGCACGGGCCUCCUUGAGAUGUUGAACAAUGGCCAGAAUGCGGAGACGAUACAACAGAAUCCUUCUGUAGCAACCGUGGUUCCGGAAGCUUUAACCUACCCUUCUUCUACUAAUGACUCUGUUUUGAGUCUUGAUGAAUACAUAGAGUCAGGGAUGGGCCAGACUGCAAUUGACCACACUGAUUUUAACGGCUUAGAUAUAUUUUUCUGAUCGAGAAAAGUUUUUAGAUUUUACAAACCAUUAGUUUGGUCUGGUGUCUGAACAAGUUGUUCCUAAGAACUCUUCUUCUUUGUAGUUUUGUAUUGGGAAUGCAAGACCUUUUGUUAGGAAAGCCUGUGGUGCAUCAUCAGUUAAAUUAGUCAUAUUUUCAUAUUUGUCUGAUAUACUUGAAGAUUAAAGAACAUUCAGUGGUGCAGAGUAUGCAAUGUUUGAAGAUCAAAUUAUGUGCAAUGCUUUUGUAAAGGUUUGUACAGCAUUGUACAGUUUUUUUAUUUAGGUUUUUUUUUUUUUUUGGUUAUCACUGUAUUUAAAGUGGUUCAUAUUAAAUGGUCCCAAAAAUGUAA
This is a messenger RNA of Puntigrus tetrazona (Sumatra barb), 3850 nucleotides long. It is a transcript of the gene uspl1, whose product is annotated as ubiquitin specific peptidase like 1. Gene Ontology annotation, molecular function: SUMO binding. NCBI's taxonomy places the organism in Eukaryota, Metazoa, Chordata, Actinopteri, Cypriniformes, Cyprinidae. Gene Ontology annotation, cellular component: Cajal body. The record is from RefSeq and is a predicted model, not a curated record. The coding region runs from base 849 to 3497 and encodes 882 amino acids. Gene Ontology annotation, biological process: Cajal body organization; protein desumoylation. The transcript has 8 exons.